Molecule: messenger RNA, 2235 nt
Organism: Amaranthus tricolor (Joseph's coat)
Lineage: Eukaryota; Viridiplantae; Streptophyta; Magnoliopsida; Caryophyllales; Amaranthaceae
Product: protein root UVB sensitive 6-like
Exons: 13
Coding region: 120-1646 (508 amino acids)
Source: RefSeq, a predicted model, not a curated record
CCAUUUUCCUUUCUUUCUCUCUCUUAAAAAUUCUCUGUUACACUUUCUGUCAUUGUCUCUCACUUUCUCUCUCCUUCGACACAGACCACUUUCUCUCUCCUUCAACAUCGACAUUUUCAAUGCCUCCGAUGAAGCUUCGACGAUCAUCGUCCCCGGCGCAAACACUGACGACCUCUUCGCAAGAUGCUCGUGUUUUGGUGAGAGAGACGAUUCGAAUCAGUGCUAAUUUAGCUUCGGGUCCUCCGUCAAUGCCGGUGAUUCCUCCGACAAUGCCGGAGAGUAAGAACUUGAGGUUAGGGCUUGUGGAAGAUGAGUUUAUUGAUUCUAGUUUGCGAUUGAUUUGCUGUGAGGAGAUUGAUGGUCGGCGUUGGAAGUAUAUCGCUGAGAAUGAUUCUUUUGGUAAUAUUAAGAAAGGAUCUAUACGUUCUGUUUCUUUGCAGACUCCUCUCGCUCCCGUUGAUGAAUUAAUGUCAUUUAUACGAUCUUAUGUUGUUCCAGAAGGCUUUCCUGAUAGCGUCUCACCUUCAUAUGUACCAUACAUGACAUUUAGGGCAUUAAAGCACUUCUUUGGUGGAGCUAUAGGUGUCUUCACAACACAAACACUAUUGACUUCCGUGGGAGUAUCUAGAAACAGAGCCGCCCCUGGUGCUGUAGCUAUGAAUUGGAUCCUUAAGGAUGGUGCUGGCCGGGUUGGAAAAAUGCUCUUUUCUCGACAAGGAAAAAAGUUUGACUAUGAUUUGAAACAACUUAGAUUUGCUGGUGAUUUAUUGAUGGAACUGGGUGCUGGGGUUGAACUGGCGACUGCAGCUAUGCCAAACUUGUUUCUUCCAUUGGCUUGUGCUGCCAAUGUUGUUAAGAAUGUUAGUGCUGUUACGUCAACAUCUACUCGUACUCCAAUUUACAAAGCAUUUGCAAAGGGGGAAAAUAUCGGAGAUGUCACUGCCAAAGGUGAAUGUGUUGGCAAUGUUGCUGAUCUGUUGGGAACUGGACUAAGCAUCAUGCUUUCGAAAAAGAAUCCAUCCUUGUUUACAACAUUUGCCUUCCUUUCUUGUGGUUAUGUUAUGAGCUCUUAUUUAGAGGUGAAGUCUGUUGUACUGCAUACACUAAACAGGGCUCGAUUUUCUGUGGCAGUGGACUCUUUUCUGGAAACUGGGCGAGUUCCUUCUCUAAAAGAAGGAAAUUCAAAAGAAAGCAUAUUUGCUUUUCCUUGGGUACAAGAUAGCUCUAUUCAACUUGGUUGUAGAUUCAAAGAUGCUUUUCAGGACCCAGGUCUAUAUGUUGCUUUAGAACCCCUUUUUGAGAGAGAGAGAUACAUUGUGACAUACAAUCCGUUGAAGAACAAAGUGUGUGCAUUGCUUAAAGAUCAGGCAAAGUCUGAAGACAUCUUAAAAGCGGCAUUUCAUAGUCAUGUACUUCUUCAUUCUAUUCAGUCUUCAGUCAAAAAUCAGAUCUCUUCUGGAAAGCAUUAUGAACAUGAUAGCUUAAAUUCUAUAGCCAUGCCUGCAAAUAUUGAGAGUCUUGUGGCUGAUACAUGCAAUAUGGUUUCAUCUACAUAUGGGCUGUUCAAAUAUAAGGCUGCUGAACAGGGAUGGGUGAUGUCAGAAUCACUUCUUAAUCCUGGGCGAGCUCGGUUGUGUCAAGAUUAAGGUUGGACCUUAUAUCUUUUAUCGAUGUAAACAAGUUAGAUCUUGGCGUUGUAAGAAUUUCGAGUCAAGAUACAUGGGCAUCUGCAUGACACGACUACUCACAUGACCCUGAUUCAGUGAUAAUCUUUAUCUUGCUGUUAACAUCAAGAUAUGAGUGGCAGCCUUUAUAAUGGUUAUAGUAAUUGUGGAUACAAUUGGUCGUUUUGAUCCACCGGAAGAUUUCAGACUUCCACAAUCCAGUAUUGUUAAGAAAGAUUAUGUAGAAGGCGGGCGGCCUGUCUUCCUAUUCGAUAUAUAGCUUGUGCUGUUGCUGCAAGUAAGAAGUUCUCUUACCAAAUAAAUGGGAAGGAAAUUUUAGUUUCUUCUUGUCUGUCAUUGUAUUUCUGUUUUGUGGUAUUUUUUUUAUUAUGUUUGAGGAGGCAAUAUUUUAUUAGAUUAGGAGGUUUUGGCUAUGUGUUAGAUACAUCCUUUUCUCCAGGAAAAUGGCUUGCAAUUUUAUUCCAUUUCCUCUAUACAUCAUUGUAAAAUAGCAAGAGUGCCUGUAAGGCUGUAACUACUAUACUAUUAAUAUAAAGAAAGCUUGUUUCAA